This is a messenger RNA of Diceros bicornis minor, 1806 nucleotides long. It is a transcript of the gene C13H1orf94, whose product is annotated as chromosome 13 C1orf94 homolog. The transcript has 7 exons. Lineage: Eukaryota; Metazoa; Chordata; Mammalia; Perissodactyla; Rhinocerotidae. The record is from RefSeq and is a predicted model, not a curated record. The coding region runs from base 1 to 1806 and encodes 601 amino acids.
AUGAGGGGUGGUGGUGGAUGGUCCCCUUGUCUUCGAACCCUGGGUGGACAAAGGGGCUUCCGGAAAGAGAGGAGGAGGAUGGCCAGUGGGAAUGGGCUCCCUUCAUCGUCGGCCCUGGUGGCCAAGCGCCCCUCUGCCCUGGGCCCAUUCCCCAGAUACAUCUGGAUCCACCAGGACACGCCCCAAGACAGCCUCGACAAGACUUGCCAUGAAAUCUGGAAGAGAGUCCAGGGCCUGCCCGAGGCCUUGCAGCCCAGGACCUCGAAGGAGCAGCUCUCUGCCCCCAUGGCUGGGACUCCAGGAGACAACGUGCUCAGCUUCCAAGAAGAAGCUCUGGAGCUCAGCAGUGGCAAAGAUGAGAUCUCCCUGUUGGUGGAGCAGGAGUUCCUGAGCCUGACCAAAGAGCACCUCAUCCUGGUCACAGAGGACUCUGGGGAGCUGGAGGUAGCCGGCAGCUCUCCCGAGGGGCCUAGACAGCCAGCUCCCUGCCUUCUUGUGCCUCCUCUGGUGGCAGGCAACAGUGAGUGCCCAGGAGCUGCCAUCAUUGCUGAUGACAAGCUUCUGGAGCCGAAGCUGGCCGUGUCCGUUAUCGGCAGCCGGCAGGACUGCGAUUCUGCCAUGUCUAUGGUCAAGGGCAUCCUGCGUGCUGCCAAGGUCAAGAGUGCCAAAGGGACAGAGGAUGGGGGCCACAGCCUGGGUGCCUCCAACUCAGAGAUCAGCAAGCUCCUGGCCCAGUUCCCACUGAGGUCCACAGAAGCUUCCAAGGCCCCCGACAACAAGAUGGUGCUGGAGGAGACCAAGGUCAUCAAGGACUUCCUGCAGAACAGCAUGUUCAGUGGCCCUGGACCCGGGGAGCCCGCGGGGCUGGGUCCAUUUCUGCUGCUGCCACCCUCGCCUCCUCCCGUGCCUCCCGACAAGCUCCCCGAGCUCCCUGCUCAGAAGAGGCAGCUCCCAGUGUUUGCCAAGAUCUGCUCCAAGCCCGAGGCUGACUCCCCCAUGGAGGGGCACCGCUUGAUGGAACGGAACUUUGGUGCCAAGGAACCGACCAAGGGUCAAGAGAGCCUCUUUCUCAGUCAGUGGCCCCAGAGCCAGAAGGACACCUGUGGUGAGGAGGGUUGCAGUGACCCAGUGGGCUCCAUGUCCAUAGCCCUGCCAGCCAAGAAGCCUGCAUGGCCAGCCAAAAAGAACCUGCUCUAUGAGUUCCUUGGGGCCACCAAGAACCCAAGCCGGCAGCUGAGGCUUCGCAGCAAAGUGGAGGUGGAUGGGCUGAAGCUGAAACUCAACCCACCUGCGACAGCGGCCGACAAGAACAACCUCAAGUACACGGGGAAUGUUUUCACUCCGCGCUGUGGCACCACCUUGACCUCGGCAACCAUGAACCAGCCACUCUGGCUCAACCUGAACUAUCCACCUCCGCCUGUGUUCACAAAUCCCUCCAACUUCCCACAGUAUCAAGGCCUGUACCCGCAGCAGGCGGCCAGGAUGCCCUUUCAGCAGGCCCAGCACCCCCCGCUGGGGUGUUACUCCCGACAGGUGACGCCGUACAAUCCUCAGCAGAUGGGACAGCAGAUUUUCCGCUCUUCCUACCCCCCACUGCUGAGCUACGUCCCCUUCGUCCAACCCAACUAUCCGUACCCUCAGAGGACACCUCCAAAGCUAUCCAACAAUCCCCGAGAGCCUUCCCCCAUGGCAGGAGAUGGGCCGCAGUACCUCUUCCCCCCGGCAUACAGGUUUGGCUCCACGUCUGGUGGGCCCCUGAUGAACAGCCCCUACUUUUCUUCCAGUGGGAACGGCAUAAAUUUUUAG